CAAAUGAUUUAAAGUUAAAACGAGUUGUACGAGUUACGAGUUUACGACUUACGAGAGAAAAUUCAACUUGCUAAAAGGAAUCUUCGAAAUGUUACGUGUUCCAUUUCUUUUAACGUGAAUUAGGUACAAAAAAGAACGUGUCUGUUAAAUCAUUACAAAGUAUCUUACUUCAAAAAAAAGUGUUUUCAGAUUGCAGUUGAUAUUUAUUAUAAUUGCGUUGUUGUAGUGUUGUUCUUUUGUGCAUAUUUCAAUAUUAUGGACCUUUUCAAACAAGGAAUGAAAGCACCAGUAAGGCCUGCACCGGGGCUUCCAGGAAAAACGGUGAACCGUUAUUCUCCUGUUACAAAUUGGAAUGAUGAUCCUUUCAGUGCAGAUGUAUUUGAACCAUCACCAGUCUUCGCACAGAAAAAGAAACCUCCUCCUAGGCCGCCACCACCAAAAGUAUUGAAACAACCAAAUAUUCCUUCAAAACCUAUACACUUUAUGAGGAAACCAACAGUUCUUACGUCCCUAUUAAACCGCAAAAGUAAACCAGAAGUAAAUCAAGUUAUUGUUUCCAAUUUAAAUAGUGAUGUGGAUGCUCAGAAGCUUUUUCCUAAAUGUGUAAACAGUAAUAUACAGACAGGAACUCUCAUAGAUCUCUCAUCACCACCAAGCUCUCCAACAUUCACUACUAGAUCCAGUAGUGAUGGAAUAAGUGUGGACAGUUUUGGGUCUGAUGCAACAACUUCAACAAAUCACCGAAAUGCACUAAGUGGUAGUAAUGCAUCACAAGCUGAGAGUGGCUUUGAAGAUGACUUUGAUUUUUUCUCAAGUUCAAGGAAGCAAAUGAGUAAAGAGGAUACAUUUGAUGAUUUUACUUCACUAGAUCCCUUUUCACCUGUAAAUAAACCCCUAAUUAUGAAGAAGCCAUUACUCAAAGAUCCAUUUGAAUCAUCAGCGAAUUUAACUAAUCAGUAUUCAUCUGUUCCAUCACUGAAUGGGCCCACCAUAAUAAGAGCGAAACCAGCAAGACCAAAGCCACCAGAUAAUGCGGCAUUACUAAAGAGUACCUUUAGUAAUAGUUAUCAAGUGACAAUGAGUGUAAAUACAACAACGCCAAUACAUAAAGUAAACAACUACUAUGGAGAUAUUGCUGAUUUAAAUUCAUGUAGUUGGGAGUGUGAAGAAAAUGAACCUGAUCGGGAGUCAACACCUCCAAUGCCAACAAUACCACCCCCACCUCCCCCACAGUUGGAUGAUGUAGAUUUACCAGUUGAAUGGCCUGAUGAUAUUCAAAAUUUUGUUGAGCCAGACUUUAUAAAAAAAGAAGAACCCUAUGCCAUAGCACUGUUUGAUUACUGCACAGAUCACAAUGAGGAUUUGAGAUUUUCGGCUGGUACGAAAAUCAUCCUACUGAAACGAGUGAACGAGGAAUGGCUACACGGCAAACUAAACAGCGGCUUGGAAGGAUACUUCCCGGCUAACUUUGUAGACAUCAAAGUGCCUCUACCGAACGACAGUAUCACCGUCACAGGCAAUGCCGUCGCCUUGUACGACUUCGAUCCAGUACAGGACGGUGACUUGCGGUUCAUAACCGGUGACAACAUCCGUGUCCUCUCGAAGAUCAACGACGAGUGGUAUUACGGCGAGUGCAAUGGCCUUAAAGGUCAGUUUCCACUCAAUUACGUGCAAAUUUGUUAGUGAUCCGGGUAUUAUGUCUGCAAGUCUGAUUGAGUCAGAAGCGGUACUUUAUUCAUUGUGAAGGUUUCGAUUCCUUAUGGAGUCGAGUGCUCAAAGCAUUCUAAUCCAUGUCUGAGUUUUAUAUUCGAGAAUGGUAGCGAUGGCGUCAGUCUAUCGUUGGGUCAAACCAUAGAUAUAGAGAACAAGCUGUAUAAAAAUUGAAAUUAAUGUCACUCAUAAAAGUUUGUAGUCUAUCACCCAAUCGGAAAUAAAAAUGUACUUUCGAGGUAACUGAUACAAUGACAGUGCUGCUUAGAAUUUUGUUUUGCGAGAAUUCUGAGCGGCACUGCAUUUUAUUGGGCAGGGCGCAUCAGUCACUAUUGCGUGUAGGUGUCGCUAACCUUGUCAUUUCUUGUAUAGAAUAAUAAAUUUGCAGUGUAUCUUCAAUAUAUCUUUCUUCUAUAUCUAUGAAUACUUUAAAUCUACUGAAAAGAGGCAUUAUUUCGAUUUGUAUCUUUCUAGAGAGCUCAGUCUAUUAUUAUAUCUAUGGUUCAAUGCUGUGCAGCUAUCUCAAAAUAAAAGAAUUCAAUUAAAAUUAAAAGUUGAUAGAUAAUAUUACCUAUACGGCCAAUUGUAAAGUUCUAGCAAAACUGUAGAUUAAAUAAUUAAUAUGUGUGAUUAUGAAAUGAACCGAGCAAUUGUCCUCAAUAGCUUAUCGCCUAUGUCGUAACGCGACACUAGUAAAUGUACACACUUAGUCGCUGUUUUAAAUUCUGUAUAAGGAACUUUUUUUCUAAUGGUAGCACUUCACAUAGCUAUUUGUGUUCGCUAUUGGGUGUUUGUUGUAUUUGGCAAAAUAUAUGACAUUCAGGCAAACAUGCAAAUAAAGGCAAGUACAACCAUCCACACACGGCAGUCAAAUAACAAACACGCAAACAUUUGGAAGCAGAACGCAAGGUUCACGGCGCGUGCGCUUCUAAAUAUGGCCAUUGUGUGGACGGUUUAUUUGCCUAUUUGACCCCAUGUGCCUCGAAAAACCGACAAGCGCACGGUAACGCGUAUUUGGUAUUGGCCUUAUUUGUCAAAUAGGCAAAUAAGGCCAACACUUUGUCAAAUAAACUGUCAAUUAUGGCAAUUAUUUGCCAAAUAUAAAAAAUACACAAAUACAAAUAGCCAUGUGAAGUGCCACCUUUAUAUUCACAUCUGCCAUAAUAACAUAGGUAUUUCAUUUUAUACAAUCGUUGGAAGCACAAGAGCUUACUAAUUAUUAAAUACGACGGAAUGUUUAGGUAUAUUUUUAUAUUGUAGUGUAUAUUUCCAACAAAUACGCAUAUCACUUGAAACAGCUAUUAUUUCAAAUGGAUUUUCUUCACACCUAUUUCUUCAGCAAAAAAGAGAUUUAAUUGUGAUUGUUGUAUUUUUAUUUGGAAGGCGAGGACGCUGGAAUAAUUAAAGGCACGCGAGACAUUCCAUCCUUAGGGUUGCGACUUUCUAGAGGUGGCGCUAACUCUCAAGUAGUUUUGUAAUGUGUUGCAGACUCAGUAAAUAUUGUUAUUCGGUCAUGUUAAAUCUCAUUUGCCUAAUAAUUUCACUAGCCUUCAGACGGCGCCCUUCAGACCGAAUCACAAUAAUCCACACACAUUAUUGCUUAUUUGCUGUUUUGGUACCCAUAACCUAGCCGGCAUCCUGUGCAAAGGAGCCUCCCACUAGUUUAGUCUUCAAUAAGUACAGCAGAACACGUCUACAUAGUUAACCUAUUUUUCGCGUUUCUUUUCUGAUUAUUUAUGUAACAUAAAGUAAAGUAGAUUGCAUCCUUUAUUUUUUCCGCUAUUUUAAUAGCUGUCUCAGUGUGGUAUACAUGCCGUUUGAAAUCAACAAUGCAUAUUGUAUUAUAUUAGUAUAGGAACGGUUGUAUAAAAUAUAUUUUUACUUAAUGAUCUGAUUAUUGUAGAUUAAGUAUUUUAAUAAUAUUGACCAUCACAGCAUGGGUAUAUAUAGUUAUUUAAUUGUAUAAAGUGUAACAUAUUUUUGUAUCAAUUUUAUAAUAAGUACAGUUAUUUGGGGCUUACAACAGUGUUAACCUGGUAAGUUUCCCGGCGUUACGAGGCCGACUAUGUCUCCGCCAUAUUAAAAAAGUUUUUAAUAUAUGUCUGUUACUAUAAAAAAAAGAUGUAUUAAACGAAAACGAUGUAACUAUUUAUAUUAAUUGUAUUCAAUUCCAAGUAGUAUCAAACACGCGUUUUGGCCAAAGGGCAAAACUUCAGUGAUUCAAAAUCUAAAAAUUUUCUUUCUCAAAAUAAACACUUUUCACAACUCACAGAAAUCUACAAAUGUAGGUAACAAAAUGACUGUAUUAAAUAAUAUAAAUAAUCUGACAUAUUAUCAUUCUAAAUAAAAUCCACUGUGUAUCCUUCAUUUAUAUUUUGUUAGCUAAUUUUUUAUAUACAAUUUUUAUAUAAAUAACUAAAAGAAAAGAGUAAUUUUAUUUUCAUUAUAAUUGUGGCUUUGCAAUAUUUUGAUAUUAAGUUGUGUAUAAUUAUAAUUUUGAUCAUUCUUAAUGUGUCAUGUGGAUGUUUCGGGACCAUAUUGAUAAGUGCCUUUAACAUGGUGUAUUAUAAUAAAUUAAUUUAUAUAA
Molecule: messenger RNA, 4297 nt
Organism: Leptidea sinapis
Lineage: Eukaryota; Metazoa; Arthropoda; Insecta; Lepidoptera; Pieridae
Exons: 4
Coding region: 256-1683 (475 amino acids)
Biological process (GO): endocytosis; plasma membrane tubulation; actin cortical patch localization
Cellular component (GO): actin cortical patch
Molecular function (GO): lipid binding; protein binding
Source: RefSeq, a predicted model, not a curated record